UUUGAUUCCGCUCGGUACCGCUGAGUCGAGUCCUUUGUACAGCACUCUUCAGGGCCCGGCCGGUCGCUGCGUUCGGUUCAUGCAGUCAUGUUUUCUGCCUGCCUGUCCAUUUGCAGAGACCCCAAUGGUGUGGAUUCGGAGGAGAUCGCCCAAAGCACAGACUUCAAUCCACAGUUCGAGGACUCGGAUAGCGAUACAACGUCCAAUGAUGAGACGGGGUGCGAGCAUGGGCGAUCCAAAUAUAUGCUCCCACGGAAGAAGCUGACCAGAGUGGAGGAGCUGGAGUGGAUCAAGCCCUUGCUGGAUCGGCUCUGGCCGAAGAUCGACCAAGCACUGCACAAAAUCAUGAAGGAAGUGGUAGAGCCCAAGAUCCAGGACAAAGUUCCUUUUGCGCUGAAGGGCCUGUCGUUUACAAAGUUUACCUUAGGUAAGACGCAACCCAAUGUCGGGCCCAUCACCAUCUGGGAUGCGCCCUGCUUGAAAGAUGACCAGUUUCAUCGCGGCCUCGAGCUGCAUAUUCAGGUGGAGCUGAAGAGCAAGCUUGUCGAUGUCGAGCUGGCCAUUGGAGCUUUAACAGCCGGUAUCCGGACAUGCUCCCUGAAAGGCACGUUGGUGGUGCGCUUGGAUCCCUUGCUGGACAUGUCUCCGAUUAUCGGAGGUUUAGUGAUCUACUUUUUGGAUCCUCCUGUGCUGGACUUCGACUUCACCCAACUUGCUGAAAUGGCUGAGCUCGGCUUUACCGAAGGUCGGCUGACCCGGAUCAUUGAGAACUUGAUCGCCAACCGUCUGGUGUUGCCGAAUGUCUGGUUCCGGCCAUUCUUGCAAAAUGAAGAGAUCGUGGACACCGCCACGCUAAGGGACCCCAAACCGGUGGGUGUCUUGCGUGUGAGCGUGAUUGAAGGUCGACACCUCUACGGCAAUGACUCCCACUUGUUCAGCAACCCCACCAGCGAUCCCUACGUCCGGAUUCGCUUGGCGGACGACGAAUGGCAGUCCUGUCGGCGAGAAGAGACCUGCCACCCCAAGUGGCUAACGGAUCCAGAGACGAUCGGAAGCGAACAGAUCUCCCCUGAUGAGGUGCAGCAUGACUUUUUGGUCUUUGAUGUGGGCCAAACUCUUCGGAUUGAAGUUUUUGACUGGAAUCAGAUCCGGGAUGAUGUGCUGAUUGGACGGAGCGAACCGAUCACUGUUCAGGAUGCCUUAAGUCAUUCCAGGAAACCGCUGCAGCUUUCAGAUUGCACUGGUACGCAAAAGCGCGGGCAACUGUUUCUGUCGUUUGAGUGGUUGAAAGUGACAGCUGGCGAACUGGACCAUGAUCACGCCUGUAUGGUGAGAGUGAAGUUCGAUGAGGUCUACGUGCCCGCAGACAUCGACUUCACCUCUGCCAAGAUUCAGGUGAAGCUGCCGGACGGUCGGCCGCCCAAGAACUCGCCGAUGACCUCCAUCAACGCCCAGCGCCUGCCGGCGCCCAGCGGACCGGGCGACACACCGGCGGAGCGAUCGGAGAAGCGCUUGGACAUCGAGUACGUGAUGUGCUUUCAGUUGUCCAAGGAAGCGACUGCGGAUCCCUUGGAGAUUCAUCUCAUCGCCCAGGACCAGGUCACUUUGGGCGUGGGACGAAUCAACUUGGAAGAGGUCAUGAAUUCCAAGGAUAAGCAAAAGGAGUGGAUCGAAGAGCCUUUGGAGCUGGAGCGACCGCCCGAAGAUGGCAACUUCAUCCCGGACUUCUUGAAUCGCAGCACGCACGACCUGCACGAGGCUGCUCCUGCACGGUGCGAGGUCACUGUGUCCGUCAUGGGGCUUCAGCCGGUGCCGACGAAAGCGGCGAUCACCCACAUGAGGAAGCGAUGCCAGCAGGCCGAGGAAUUUCGCAUGCCUUCGCAGAGCAAUUCCCUAAACCGAUGGCAGCAGCCAUUGGUGGGCCGCGACACGACGAAGUGCACCGGCUCCGUGGAGUCCUUGGACUGGUUCAACGCCUUCUUCGCCCGACUUUGGCCAAAGAUCGCAAACUAUGUGCAAAAGCUGAUGGAGGACCAGGAAGGCACCGUGACCCAGAGGAUGCAAGCCAGCGUACCCAAGCUGCUGAAAGGCAUGUACUUCAACAAGUUCAAGCUGGGAGGAAAGAGCCCAGUCUUUGGGCCCAUCAAGAUCUCUGAAGCGCCGGAGCGCUGGGGCAAGGAGCCGGGCAAGGACAACAACCAAGGGUCAGAGAUCCGAUUGGGAGUGAAGUUGGACUCUGAGUCGCAGAUCGAACUCACCAUCAUGGCCGUGAAGGUCGGCAUCCAUCGGCUGCAAGUGCGCGGCGAGAUCGCCAUCCGUUUCGAACCCCUGCUGGGUCAAACACCUGUGAUCGGUGGUCUGGUUCUUUGCUUCUUGAACCCGCCCAAGCUUGCCAUGGAGUACAAACAUUUUGCCACCCUCGUGGGCAACACGACCUUGGAGCCCAUGGUGAGGGGCGCUAUUGACCGAGCCAUCGCAAAGGCGCUGGUGAUGCCGAACGUGAUCUCGGUGCCCAUUGGGAGCGAAGAGAAGGGCGUGGACCGCAGCCUGCUCCGACAUCCGCGACCCUUGGGCAUCGUGCGCGUGCGGGCCAAGUCCGCGAGCGGCCUGCCAGAUGGGCACUUGCACUUGUUCAGCAAGCAGAACAUCGAUGCUUACAUGCGAAUCCGUGUGGCCGACGACGAGUGGCAUUCCUCGGUGGCGGUGGGCAGCUCUCCAGUUUGGAGCGUCUCGGAUAUUCACUGCUUUUGGUUUUGGGAUUGGAGACAGACCAUUCACAUCGAGGUCUUGGACAAAGGGCGCUUCAAUCCACAGCACACCUUGGGUCAGGCAAAACCAUUGCUAGUGAAGGAGGCCGUGGACCAAAGCGGCACGCCAAUUGAGCUUUUUGCGCCGGUGGCAGGCUUAGACGAGGUCGGCGACGAGUCCUGCGGAAGCGUGGACAUGGAAUUCGAGUUGCUCCAACCCCGCAUGGGUCUGCGACCCCAAUGCGAGCUCUGUAUGCUGCGAAUCAAGAUAGACAAAGUCUAUGUCCCUGAGGAGUUCCCCCAGCCGGUGGCGCUGCACGCGCGGUGCAGCGAUUCCGAGAAACAGACGCCUUUCGUGAGCCAGAAACCAGUCAAAGUCGAUGUGAAAGAGAGCAAGGAUGCCAAGGAUGCCAAGCCACCGAUCAAGCGUUUGGGGACCUUGUUUCCAGAGGAAGAGGAGAAGCAACCGGUGGAGUUGUGCAUUGAGUACGUGCUUCACUUGUUGCUGAAACAGGAAGACCUCAAGACACAUACCCUCGAGCUCCAAUUGGUGGACCGGAAGAAACAGGUGUUCGCUUCAAAGGAGGUCGAGUUGAAACAGUUGGUGGACCGGAAGGCCUUUCGGAGGGUCUGGGGAAGCGAAAAGCAGUCGCUCAUGAACCUCAGAGGACAGGGUGGCAAAUGCCAGGCCCAGCUCGAGGUGCAGAUCUCAGGCUUAGAUGUCCAAGUUACUUCCAAGAGGGCGCCGCCGCGCUUUAACCCGGACUUUAUCAUCUCGACCCCUAGGUGUUUGUGCAGCCGCUGCAAGUUGAAACGCGAGUCUUGGUAUUUGAUGGCUUUUGCGGCCAAUGCCUUGCUGGAAGGCGUGGCUUGUCUGAUUGCUGCGCUCUCUGGCUUCCUCUUGGUCUUCUUUUGGGACCUCUUUGGACCCAGGCAUCGUCUCCAGGGCCUCACGCAAGAGGAAGCGGAUGAGGACGAAGAUCUGGGCCACGUGGCACAGGUCCCCGCCACGCUCUACGAAGGUGGUGAGACGAGCCGAAGUACCAAGGAUCGUUCCUCACCUGUGCUCACUCGCCUCGAUCGCCCGGUCUCCCUCCAAGCCCGCCCCGCGAGCGUGGCCGAGCCGCGCUCGCCCACCUUCGACCUGACGCCCACGCGCCAUAGCACCAAGGAUCGCAUGCGGGCACACACGGCCAAGUGACUGUACCCCCCC
Durusdinium trenchii is the source of this 3960-nucleotide messenger RNA. NCBI's taxonomy places the organism in Eukaryota, Dinophyceae, Suessiales, Symbiodiniaceae. The record is from the annotation of a GenBank genome assembly.